Molecule: messenger RNA, 2542 nt
Organism: Coturnix japonica (Japanese quail)
Lineage: Eukaryota; Metazoa; Chordata; Aves; Galliformes; Phasianidae
Source: RefSeq, a predicted model, not a curated record
GUACUGGGAUUGGCAGGUAUUGGGAUCAAUAGGUUCUGGGACCAGUGGGACAUGGUGGGUUCUGGGAUCGCUGGGUACCAGGAGCUGCAGGUAUUGCCCCCCCUUUUACAGGUGCUGCAGUACAAUGUACCUGGUGGGAAGCUGAACCGUGGGCUGACGGUGGUGGCCGCGUUCCGGGAGCUGUCGGGGCAGAAUGAUGCUGACAGUCUGCGCUGUGCCAUGGCCGUGGGCUGGUGCAUUGAGCUGUUCCAGGCCUUCUUCUUGGUGGCUGAUGAUAUCAUGGAUCAGUCCCUGACGCGGCGGGGGCAGCUGUGCUGGUAUAAGAAGGAGGGGAUCGGUUUGGAUGCCAUCAACGACGCCUUCCUCCUCGAGUCCUCUGUAUAUAGAAUGUUAAAGAAGUACUGCGGGCAGCAGCCGUAUUAUGUGCAUUUACUGGAGCUCUUCCUGCAGACCGGCUACCAGACGGAGCUGGGGCUGCUCGGUCUCAUCCCACCUCCCAUCUCCAAAGUGGAUUUGAGCCUCUUCACUGAGGAGAGGUACAAAGCCAUUGUAAAGUACAAGACGGCCUUCUAUUCCUUCUACCUACCUGUAGCUGCUGCCAUGUAUAUGGCUGGGAUUGACAGUAAGGAAGAACACGAGAAUGCCAAAGCCAUCUUGCUGGAGAUGGGGGAAUACUUCCAGAUCCAGGAUGAUUACCUGGAUUGCUUUGGGGACCCGGAGCUGACGGGGAAGGUGGGCACCGACAUCCAGGACAACAAAUGCAGCUGGUUGGUGGUUCAGUGCCUGCAGCGCGUCACGCCGGAGCAGCGGCAGCUCCUGGAGGAGAACUACGGCCGUAAGGAGCCCGAGAAGGUGGCAAAAGUGAAGGAGCUCUAUGAGAGCGUGGGGAUGAGGGCCGCGUUCCAGCAGUACGAGGAGAGCAGUUACCAGCGCCUGCAGGAGCUGAUCGACAAGCGCUCGAACCGCCUCCCAAAGGAGAUUUUCCUCGGCCUGGCACGGAAGAUCUAUAAGCGCCAGAAAUGAGCGGGGUCGGGCCGGCAAUGGGGCUCGGAGCUCCACGUUGGGUUGGGUUGGGAUGGGUUGGGUUGCAUUGGGUUGAGUUGAAUUGGCUUUACAGCCCCGGUCCCCCCGGUGCAUCCUCCUCCCAUUGGGUUGGGUUGAUUUGGGUUGGGUUGGGAUGGCUUUGCAGCCCCUGACCCCCCAGUGAUUCCUCCUCCCAUUGGGUUGGGUUGGGAUGGGUUGGGUUGCACUGGGUUGGGUUCAGUUGGGUUGGCUUUGCAGCUCCGGUCCUUCCUCCUCCCAUUGGGUGGAGUUGAGUUGGGUUGGGUUGGGAUGGCUAUGUAGCCCCAGUCCCCCCAGUCCUUCCUCCUCCCGUUGGAUUGGGUUGGGUUGCAUUGGGUUGGGUUGUGUUGGCUUUGUAGCCCCAGUCCCCCCGGUGCUUCCUCCUCCCGUUGGGUUGGGCUGGGUUGAGUUGAGUUGAGUUGGGUUGACUUUGCAGCUUCAGUCCUUCCUCCUCCCGUUGGGUUGAGUUGAGUUGGAUUGGGUUGAGUUGGGUUGGGUUGCAUUGGGUUGGGUUGGGUUGGCUUUGCAGCCCCUGACCCCCCGGUGAUUCCUCCUCCCAUUGGGUUGGGUUGGGUUGCACUGGGUUGGGUUCAGUUGGGUUGGCUUUGCAGCUCCGGUCCUUCCUCCUCCCAUUGGGUUGAGUUGAGUUGGGUUGGGUUGGGAUGGCUAUGUAGUCCCAGUCCCCCCGGUCCUUCCUCCUCCUGUUGGAUUGGGUUGAGUUGCACUGGGUUGGGUUGUGUUGGCUUUACAGCCCCGGUCCACCCGGUGCUUCCUCCUCCUGUUGGGUUGGGCUGGGUUGAGUUGGGUUGAGUUGGGUUGACUUUGCAGCUUCAGUCCUUCCUCCUCCCAUUGGGUUGAGUUGAGUUGGAUUGGGUUGAGUUGGAUUGGGUUGAGUUGGAUUGGGUUGGGUUGGCUUUGCAGCCCCUGACCCCCCAAGUGAUUCCUCCUCCCAUUGGGUUGGGUUGGGUUGCAUUGGGUUGGGUUGGGAUGGCUUUGCAGCUCCGGUCCUUCCUCCUCCCAUUGGGUUAAGUUGGGUUGGGAUGGCUAUGUAGCCCCGGUCCCCCCAGUCCUUCCUCCUCCCGUUGGAUUGGGUUGGGUUGGGUUGGGAUGGCUUUGCAGCCCCGGUCCCCCCGGUGCUUCCUCCUCCCAUUGGGUUGGGUUGGGUUGAGUUGGGUUGGCUUUGCAGCUCCGGUCCUUCCUCCUCCCAUUGGGUUGAGUUGCAUUGGGUUGGGUUGGGAUGGCUUUGCAGCCCCGGUCCCCCCGGUGCUUCCUCCUCCCAUUGGGUUGAGUUGGGUUGGCUUUGCAGCUCCAGUCCUUCCUCCUCCCAUUGGGUUGAAUUGGGUUGGGUUGGCAGCCCCGGGGUUGUGUUGGGUUGUGUUGGCUUUGCAGCCCCGGUCCUCCCGGUGCUUCCUCGUCCCGUUAUCACGGUUCGGGUGCCUCAUUUUGAUGCCGUGUGUCAAUAAAUGUAAUUUAUUGCCGU